Molecule: messenger RNA, 3739 nt
Organism: Micropterus salmoides (largemouth bass)
Lineage: Eukaryota; Metazoa; Chordata; Actinopteri; Centrarchiformes; Centrarchidae
Gene: helq
Product: helicase, POLQ like
Exons: 19
Coding region: 350-3373 (1007 amino acids)
Molecular function (GO): nucleic acid binding; ATP binding
Source: RefSeq, a predicted model, not a curated record
AUGAAUUCAGAUUUUGAACCGCUUAGCUCCGCUAGCUAGUUAGCCGGUAAACCGACGGCAGAAAUGCUGGCGGGAUUUCUCUCUUGCUCUGAAUGCUGUGGAAGCAUUUUUAAAUGUGCUGCUCGCUGAGCUGUUGAACCUUCCUGCGAACAGAAGCUGCUUUUGUUAAACUAUUUAAAUUGCGACAUAAUUGUGUAGUUUUUUUUAACGGGAAAUUGUAAUUUAGAUGUAACGUUAUUAUUCGUAGUGGUUGAUUAACUUCAGCUCGCGCGGGGAACACAUAAGGAGUCCAACUGACAGCACAUCAGGGAGGAGGAGGAGGAGGAGGAGCAGCUGAUCCUGGACAGGGAUGUUCGCCGGAAACCAAGAGAUCAGUGUGAAAAGAGUUUACUCGAGGAAGAGGUCGAGGGACGUCCUGAAGACUCACCUGACACCUGCCCGGAAGAGAGGAGAGGUUACCUGUUCACAGCAAUGUCCCCAGACCUGGAGGCUCAACAGCAUCAUGGCUGAUGGACAAGCUGUGGAGUUCUACAGCGACAGCGAGGAUUUAUUCGGGGACUACGACAGCCUCCUGCAGGACAGCUCUCUCCUGGCGAAGCUGGACGAUGCGGAACACAAUGAACGACAGCGAGACGUCCGGCGUUCGGCUGCCGAUCAGCCGGACUUCACCGCUCUGCGGACGUCGAAAGACGCCGUCUGGAAACCGUCCCGUGAAGACGUUCUCACGGACUCCAUCUUAGACGCCCUCGGAGACGAACCCUUCGAGGACUUGCCUCCCAGCCAGCGUCAGUUUCAGGAACAAGUUUGUGAGAACGUGAAGAGGAGCAGACUGCAGGACGGAGGCAAAACCUCGACGCCUCUUAGAAACACAGACGGGCCCUCGGAGCCUGGAACAGAAAGGAACUUGGAGGAUAAGAGACAACCGAAGGCGAGGAGGAGCGUGGCGGAUCAGCUGAAGAGGACGAUGCUCUGUAACGCCGCAGCUCCCGCUAACGUUUCACGCACUGUAGCGUUAAAAGAAGCUGUAGUUUCUGAGGAGAUCAGCGUCGCCAUGCAGGCCAUGGAGACGGUCUCUGCUGAGACGACCGACCUCGGGCCCUUCUUUGGGCUCCCCACCAAAGUGAAGGACCUGAUGUACAAGCUGAGAGGAAUCGAGAGUUUAUACGAUUGGCAGGAGACGUGUCUGAACCUGGACUGUGUUCAGCAGAGGAAGAACCUGAUCUACUCUCUUCCCACCAGCGGGGGGAAAACUCUCGUUGCAGAGAUCCUUAUCCUCAGAGAGCUGCUGUGCAGGAAGAAAGACUGUCUGUUCAUCUUACCGUACAUAUCGCUGGUGCAGGAGAAGGUGCGUGGGUUAGCGAGCUUUGGCCUGGAGCUGGACUUCAUGGUGGAGGAGUACGCUGGCAGUAAGGGCAAGUUUCCUCCCGUGAAGAGAAGAAACAGCAGAUCUCUUUACAUCGCUACGAUAGAGAAAGCCCACAGCCUCGUCAACUCUCUGAUAGAGACCAGCAGGAUCGAGGACCUCGGCCUGGUGGUGGUCGAUGAGCUUCACAUGUUGGGCGAUGGCAGCAGAGGGGCUGUUAUUGAAAUGACUCUGUCCAAAGUCCUCUACAUGAGCAAAGCUACUCAGAUUAUUGGGAUGAGCGCCACUCUGGGAAACAUCGAAGACCUGCAGACAUUUUUAAGGGCUGAAAAUUACACCAACGAUUUCAGACCUGUCCAGCUGAAGGAGUACGUUAAACUGCAGGACACGAUCUAUGAAGUGGACCAAAAGGAAGAGGAAUGUUUUAGAUUCUCACGUCCUCUCAACUUUAAGUACUCAAGUGCGAUGCAGAAGAUCGACCCGGACCACAUCAUCGCUCUGGUGACUGAAGUCAUUCCAACACAUUCAUGUCUGGUUUUCUGCCCCACCAAGAAGAACUGUGAGAACGUGGCAGGGAUGAUCUGCAAAUAUCUGAAAGAGGAGUUCCUCCGACUCAGGGAGGCAGAGAAGGCCGUCCUCCUCAGAGAACUGAGGGACAGCGGGAAUGGCUCGGUGUGUCCGGUGCUCAGGAAGACGGUGCCGUAUGGUUUGGCCUAUCACCACAGCGGACUGACCUCCGAGGAGAGGAAACUGGUGGAGGAGGCCUAUUCCAACGGGGUCCUCUGUCUCCUCACCUGCACCUCCACACUGGCUGCAGGCAUCAACCUUCCUGCUCGCAGAGUGAUUCUGCGCUCACCGUACGUGGCCACGGACUUCCUGAAGAGGAGCCAGUACAAGCAGAUGGUGGGUCGGGCGGGUCGAGCAGGGAUCGACACUGUUGGGGAGAGCAUCCUCAUCCUGCAGGACAAGGACCGAGACAUGGCUAAAACACUUGUGUGUGCCCCGAUGGAAAACUGCUUCAGCAACCUGAUGCACGACGAUGGGAAGGGCAUCCUGAGUCUGAUCCUGUCCCUCAUCGGAUUAAAUAUCACCACGUCAGAGGAUCAGCUGAGAGAGUUCCUGGGUGGGACGCUGCUGUACGUCCAACAGAAGCGGAUGUGUGUGGAGAAGAGUCUGUGGGAGGUGGUGCAGCAGUGCGUCCACCUCCUGAAGGAGAAGGGCCUCAUCACUGUGGCUCCAGACGCUAAUGGUCAGACUCUACAGGUCACCAAGCUGGGAAAGGCUACGUACAAAGGCUCCGUGGAUCUGACCUACAGUGACGUGCUGUACAAAGACCUCUCUAAAGGUCUGGAGGGUCUGCUGCUCAACAGCUGCCUCCACCUGGUCUACCUGGUCACACCGUACGACAUGGUUUCACAGUGUAAGCCCGACUGGAUGACGUUCUUCAGACAGUUCACCCUGCUGUCGGCUGCAGAGCAGAAGAUGUCUGCAGCCGUCGGAGUGCCGGAGAGUUUUGUUGCUAGAAAAGCUGCAGGACAGACGGUGAAGAAGAGCGUGAACAUGGAGGUGGCGAGGAGGAUGUACCUGGCCCUGGUGCUGCUCUCCUUACUGAAGGAGACCAACCUGUGGAGCGUGGCCGACAAGUUCCAGCUGAGCCGAGGCUUCGUUCAGACUCUGCUCAGCUCCUCCUCGGCCUUCUGCUCCUGCGUGCUGCACUUCACAGAGGAGCUGGAGGAGUUCUGGCCGUUCAAAGCUCUGCUGACGGAGCUGACGCGAAGGCUGAGCUACUGUGUGAAGGCUGAGCUCAUCCCUCUGAUGGAGGUGGCUGGAGUCAUGGAGGCGAGAGCGAAGCAGCUGUAUAACGCUGGCUAUAAAACGCCGACUCACCUGGCGAACGCUGACCCUGCUGUUCUGUCCAAGACGAUAGAAAACCUCUACAAGAAACAAGCCGAGCAGAUAGUGGCCUCUGCUAAAAUGAUGUCUCUCUGUGUUCCAGAUGCUUGUGAAUGAAAAAGCUGCAGCUCUGCAGGAGGAAGUGGACGACCUGCUGAUGAUGCCUUCAGAUCUGCCCACAGUUUCAAACACAGAACUCCUUUGAGUUCAUUUAUUACAGAGAAGUUUUAUUCUCUUUGGAAACUUUGCUUUUUAUUGUUUCAUUUGUUUGAAAUAUACAUCUUAUUAAAAUAAUGUAGGAGAAGGACUCAGCUAUAUUUUUGUGUCAGCCAGUGAUGUGAAGGCUGUAAUACUGGAGCUGAAAGGUCUCUGGAGUAUUAAGGUGACCUUCAAAUGUGUUUUCACUAACAAGUCUCUCCCACACACACACAGAAGAUGUGUAAAUGCCUCUGUAGCUCAAAUUAAAUUCUCAGGUUCACUAUU